AGGAGAGGCGCUUCCAGCCCGGAGUGCCCUUGUCGUCUCAGCAUUGGGAUCCAGAGAGGACGCAAGGAAGGGCUGGCAGGUGCUUGGAAAUAGGUCACAUUGGGGAUAUUGAUUAAAAGAAUGCCAACAAGCAAGUGAAUGACGGAAAAGUGCAGUUUUUGAGGACAUAUCGUGAAACAGUGACACCAAUCUUGUUUUUUUUUUACAUUUUUGCCCAUUUAUUUCUUCUUUCUCUUCACUUUCUUUCCCAGCCUCCUCAUUCGGUGCAGUCCUCCUUUUUCCUCCUUGCGCUUUUCAAGGACGCACACAUCUCCAGAAGUACAGCCGCCAUGGAAACCGGGAGCCCCAGGAAGAUACAGUUCACAGUGCCUCUGCUGGACACCCACCUGGACCCGGAGGCAGCUGAACAGAUUAGGAGACGUCGACCGACACCUGCAACUUUAGUGGCAUCAAGCGAUCAGUCAUCGCCGGAAAUAGAUGAAGACCGUCUGCCUAACCAGCUGUACAAGGCUGCGUUGUUGAAUUCCCCUCGACAACGGCGAAAAGGACAAAAGGGAACACCUACGAUGAAAGAGCUGCAGUUUCUGGUGGAGCAUCACCUGUACAGGCAGCAGCAAGGAGGCGCCGACGAGUGCUCCUCCGAGAGUUGCCUGUCGGACAGGCCCAGCCCCGACUCGGCGGCCCCGGGAGAGGAGCUGCCGCGGGACGACGAGGCCACCGCCGAGGCCUUCGAGAUGCUGCGCUGCCAAAUGGAGGAGUUCUCCAGGGGGAGUCUGUCAGAGGCGGCCGUCGGCGGAUUGGAGCGCCCCCUCCCAAAGGAGGAAGACAGUUGCUCCAGGGUUGCUUCGUCAGAUGCGUCGUCGCAGCUCAACAACGCACAAGCAGACACAAAAGCGGCGACGUGCGGCACCAGUCAGCCAGCCGACGAGAAGACAAAGAAACUCAGCCCAGAGACAGAAAAAUAAAUGUUGAAAAGAAGAUGAAAAGAAAGAAUUAAAGCGCUCGUGUGUAGGCCUACAUCACAAAUGCUGCUCCUUCUACUCAGCCAGCGCCCACGCAAUGACAGAAGAUUGUGUGUGUGCAGACUCACUUUCUAGCAACAUCAGGACAGUCCUUCAGGGCCUCAGUUACCAGCCGCAAAACAACAUUUAUACACAGCCAUACAUGUCCAAAGGGAUCCUUACGUUUUGCUUCUAUAAUUCCCAAUUACCCCAUUUAAAACACUCACAUACUGUAUCACACGUCGACUCUCAUGUCAGCGUUUAAUUUAAUCACACACAACUCGAUCGAUCGUAUGUGCCAUGACGUCUGCGAUUGUUCCAUCAAAGCAAUAACACCGUUUUUACUACAGGAAACGUAUGACUUUAAACGCAGUCGCUAGUAGCAAUAGUACAGUUAUCAUUUUAACACUAAAAUAAAGUCAAACAGCUCACCCUUUGAAGACUCCUGAUAGACAUGUAAUUGUAAAGGGUACAUACAUGGUGUUUGCAGAAUGACAUAGAGUUUUGUUUUAUAGUUACAGUAUUGGUAGAAUUAAAUGUGCAGUAAUCCGCAUUUAUUCGAGGCUCGCUAUUUGUGAAGUCAUGUUUUUUUUUUUUUGCUCAUUCUAUAAUUCUCUGAGAUGCCACAAGAUGGCACCAAACCUCUGUCUAAAUAGCAAUUGGUCUCAAGGAAGUAUGCUCUCGAGUGAGAGGGAAGCUUUUAUGGAAAGCCGUUUGAGCAUCUAUUCGAUAUCCUUGAUAUCAAGCUUAAGGUCUAUGUACUAGUACGUUCUUUGUCCCUACGAAUAGGAUGACUUUGGAAUACUAAUAGCACAAUUACAUGUGCGGCAAAACUGUGUACUAGUUGACAACUACUCGCUACUAGUACUCAUAAUGACAAAAGGUUCUAGUAGUUAAUAGGCUGGCCCUUCACUAGUAGUACUAGUAGCCUGCAGAUGUCAACUUGUGCACAGCUUUGCUUCAUUAGUAACAUGAAUUUGUUCUAUCAGUAUGUCAAAGAUAUCAUGUCCAUAAACGACAUACAAUAGAAGUGGUAAACUGUUACUAGUCAGAAACAGCGAUUCUACUAGUGCUCCAUAGUUGAUUUACUGGUGCGCUGAAUUGUCUUAUUAGUGAGGCUAAAGACCCUACUACUGCAUGGACUUUAAGCUGGAUAUCCCGACAUUGACUAAAUAAGAUGUGUAAGUCGGUGAGGAGCUUUAGUUUGUUUAGUCUGGGUUGUUAGUAGACUUCACACCGAUUUUAUCGGGCUGAUCGGUAUCGGCCGAUAUUUAGCAUUUUACGCUGAUCGGCUGAUCGGCUUUAAUGUCAUAGUUUCGCCGAUCCGAUCAAUGACGUCAUUGAUCGGCUCCGCAAAAGACAUUUACUCCGUGUCGCUGCGUGCACAGUAUAUUUGAAUCUAAAAGCUAGUUUAUUUUCAGCCUUGUCGUGUGUCUUUUUAAAAUGUUAUGUAGCCUAGCAAGCUAGCGCCAGCACGAACGGUUGGACGUAACAUGCUGCCGUUCUGUCGAAUCAUGCUCUGAAGUUCCGGUGUGGGUGAAGUAAUUUAAUUAAAAAUAAAGUCAUUUAAGUACAGUAAGUUAGCACCCAUUAUUUCUGUCAUGUAAUGUUGGUUUGUCCUGACAGAUUAGAAUACACGAUCUGACUAGAGCGGUGAUUUCCAACCUUUAUGGAGCCAAGGAACAUAUUUUACAAUUGAAAAAUCUCACGGCACACCAACGAACAUAAAUGUCACAAAAAGUGGAUACAUUAAUUACUGUAUUUACUUCCUGCCAUCUAAUAGAAGACCAUUCAUUUGUUCUGUCUGUCACUAUGCCUCACUGGCAUAAAUAGAGGAACAAAGAUACAUUAUUUAUUGUAAAUAUAAUUUUGUGAGCAAUUAAGUACACAAGUAUGUACAGUAAAUGAACAGGUCAUUUCAAUAGACACAUUCCUCCAUCUUGUGAUCGGAUCGGUGAUCGGUUAUCGUUUUUUCAAACUCGCCGAUCGGUGAUCGGCCCCAAAAAUCCUGAUCGUGUAAAGCUUUUAGUUGUUAGUGGAAGUUAGAAGCGUCUUCGCCAAAUGUGCAUGUACACGCACACUUCAGGUGAACUUGUUUUGAAAUCAAAAUCAUCUGUAAGCUGUUUUUUUGCGAGGGUAAUGCAAGAUGAGUUUGAAAUGAAAUUUAACUUAUGGGGGAUAGAGGCAAUUGUAAACAUUUUAACUCACGCUUUUUCACUAUUUAUGGUCAAGUUUGGCCCCUUAAAUAAAUGUGUGUGGGGGGGGGUUACUGUAUUCAAAUUUAAAUACAUUUGUGUUUUUAAUUGAUAUUUUAUUUAUUAUUUUGCUUGUAUUUUGAAAAGCAGCCAAACCACCGUUCCAGUUCAUGUCCUAUGGUUAUAUAACACUUUUUCUUUUCUCAUCUGUGCUAUUUUUAUUUUCUAAUAUCAUAAAACACCUUCUUGCAUGGUGCCGAUAGAUUCAGUCCAGCUCUGCUGUGUUUCAUUUUCCAAGGCACCGACACAUUUUGAAUACCAGGCUGAUAUUCCCUUUGUCCAAACAACAAGGACAUUUUCAAAUUCCUCCUGAUAGAAGUUGCAUUAAUAUGUAAAUUGUGACAAUCCUUCCAUACGCUUCACGCUACAUGUAAAUCGUACAUCAUGUGUGGGACAGAACCUGACCACCCGUAUCAGCCUCAGAAUGCCGAAAAAUACAAAUUUUAAAAAUCCAUAACGCUCUUUUUUAUUUAUUUUUGUUUUUGUUUGUAUUUAUGGAUUCUGUAGUA
Messenger RNA from Phycodurus eques (leafy seadragon), 3765 nucleotides. Its product is annotated as protein phosphatase 1 regulatory subunit 1A-like. The record is from RefSeq and is a predicted model, not a curated record. Gene Ontology annotation, molecular function: protein phosphatase inhibitor activity. NCBI's taxonomy places the organism in Eukaryota, Metazoa, Chordata, Actinopteri, Syngnathiformes, Syngnathidae. The coding region runs from base 330 to 965 and encodes 211 amino acids. Gene Ontology annotation, biological process: intracellular signal transduction. The transcript has 7 exons. Gene Ontology annotation, cellular component: cytoplasm.